Hydatigera taeniaeformis is the source of this 1947-nucleotide messenger RNA. Lineage: Eukaryota; Metazoa; Platyhelminthes; Cestoda; Cyclophyllidea; Taeniidae. The record is from the annotation of a GenBank genome assembly.
AUGUUCCGCUAUCUUGCUGUUAUCAACCAGAAGAGUAUCUCUUCAAUUCUAAAGUGUGCUUCUGGAGGCUUCUCGUCGGCUCCCAAGGGUCACGUUAUUGGUAUUGACCUUGGGACGACUAACUCAUGCGUUGCCGUGAUGGAAGGGAAAACGCCGAAAAUUCUGGAAAAUGCUGAGGGUGCCCGCACCACACCCUCUGUUGUUGCAUUUACAUCCGAGGGUGAAAGGUUGGUUGGUGCUCCAGCCAAGCGUCAGGCUGUAACAAAUUCCAAAAAUACUCUUUACGCCACCAAACGUCUGAUUGGUCGCCGGUACGAUGAUCCAGAGGUACAAAAAGAAAAGAAGAACGCCUCAUUCUCCAUUAUCAGGGCAUCGAAUGGCGAUGCUUGGGUUGAGGCUCAAGGGAAGGCGUAUUCACCUAGUCAAGUCGGUGCAUUUGUUUUGAUGAAGAUGAAGGAGACUGCUGAGAAUUACCUGGGUUCAAAGGUUAAUAAUGCGGUCAUCACUGUUCCCGCGUAUUUCAAUGAUUCCCAGCGUCAGGCCACCAAGGACGCUGGUCAAAUUGCUGGGUUAAAUGUUCUUCGUGUCAUAAAUGAGCCAACUGCGGCUGCUCUUGCUUAUGGCCUGGAUCGUGUCGAGGAUAAGACGAUUGCGGUUUAUGAUUUAGGUGGUGGUACAUUUGAUAUUUCACUCUUGGAAAUCCAAAAAGGUGUUUUUGAAGUCAAGUCGACUAACGGUGAUACCUUCCUCGGCGGUGAGGAUUUCGACCAGGUUCUCCUCAAUUAUCUCGUUGGCGAAUUUAAGAAGGAGCAAGGAAUUGAUGUCACUAAGGAUCCGAUGGCUCUGCAACGCGUUAGGGAGGCGGCUGAGAAGGCCAAGGUCGAGUUGUCAUCUUCCCUUCAAACUGAUAUCAACCUGCCUUAUCUUACUAUGGAUCACACCGGUCCCAAGCAUAUGAACGUUAAGCUGUCGCGUUCCAAAUUUGAAUCUCUCGUCGAGUCCCUCAUUAAAAGGACGGUUGGUCCGUGCGAAAAGGCCAUGAAGGAUGCUGGCGUCAAGGCCUCUGACGUUGGUGACGUAAUACUCGUCGGAGGCAUGUCUCGAAUGCCCAAAGUGCAGGAAACUGUUCGGAAAAUCUUUGGUAGGACUCCAAGCAAGAACGUGAACCCUGACGAGGCGGUCGCCCUGGGUGCUGCCAUUCAGGGUGGUGUAUUGGCUGGUGAUGUCACUGACGUGCUGCUUCUCGACGUGACUCCUCUUUCUCUUGGCAUCGAAACACUGGGUGGUGUUUUUACCAAACUUAUUAACCGUAACACAACGAUCCCAACAAAGAAAUCUCAGGUUUUUUCAACAGCUGCUGAUGGUCAGACUCAGGUAGAGAUCAAAGUCUUCCAGGGUGAGCGGGAGAUGGCUGCCGACAACAAGUUGCUGGGUCGCUUCUCUCUCGUCGGUAUUCCUCCUGCUCCACGUGGUGUGCCACAGAUCGAAGUUACUUUCGAUAUCGACGCAAACGGGAUUGUUAACGUAUCGGCAAGGGACAAAGGUACCGGCAAAGAGCAGCAAAUUGUGAUCCAAUCCAGCGGCGGUUUGAGUAAGGAUGAGAUAGAGAACAUGGUUCGAAAUGCUGAACAGUAUGCUGCUGCUGAUAAAGAGCGUCGUGAUCUGGUUGAAGCCAUCAAUCAUGCUGAGAGUAUCGCUCAUGACACUGAAAGCAAGAUGGAGGAGUACAAGGACCAUUUACCUCAAGAGGAGCGUGAUAAACUAGCCAAGUUAAUUGCUGAUCUACGCGGAACUCUCAGUAAUAAGGAUAGCCUAACGGUUGAUGCACUGAAGAAGGCCACGGACGAGUUGCAACAGUCGUCUUUGAAGCUUUUUGAGAUAGCAUACAAAAAGAUGGCUGACAGUCGCUCGAGUAGCAGUGACAGUAAGGAGAAGGAUCAGCAGUAG